UAUCGAAGCUGAUGUCUUAUCCGCCAGAAUACAUGUUUUCUUUAGAAAAUUUCACAACGGUAAUACAAUUAACGUUAUAAGACUAUGCAAAAUAGUACCUAAAACCUACUUUUCAUUUUGUAGGAUGUGAAGAGCUUGAUGUCGAUGUACUUUACAUUGCUGUCGAGUCAUGAUCAAUUUCCGACAAUUAUGACAGUAUGUAGUAAACUGUUCCUGUAGGAAAUAUUCCACAAGAGUAUAUUAAUACAGCGAAUAAAAUAAUGUUCUUAUUUGCUACGUCAUGUAAUGUCACAAAGGUAAUGAAAUUUUAUUUUGUUACAGAUAUUACUAAGCGAUAUUAAAAAGCUCUCCCACCCGAUGUCUCUCGGAGACCCCAGACACACACAUUUACAGAGGAUUGUGUCUGUUAACAGAGAGUACUUAUUUCGUUGCACUCCGAUCGAUACGUUCUCUCUGGAGGGAACUUGGAAAACGAGCCGCUCUCGUCAUCGGGGCUACGUUAUAGUUAAUGUCAAAGAAUCAAACACCACCUGUUCCUAUAAACUCCACGUGCCGGUCGUUGAUUGACGUGACACGCAAGCAAAAUUAUUACGCGAGAAUUAACUAUGUAUAACGGUUUCAUUGCAAGGGAAUACCAUCUUGAGUGGUGUCUCGUGUCGGAGAGUGAGCGAUCGGUUGUACGAAAGUUCGAGAUUACUUGUCUUGCGAUACCGAAGACGCAAUAUCAUUUUUCUAAGAACCAUGGAGAUCCGGAAAAAUUAUUAUGAUAUCGUCUGUAAAAUAUCGUCGCUCACUGGUUUGUGGCCGUAUCUGAAACCGAGAGCAAGAAUAUUUCGCGUUGGUCUACUGACUGUAACCAUGCUGACUAUAUUCAUUCCGCAAAUAGCGUAUCAAUUUACGUGCAAGACAAACUUGCAAUGUAUAUUCGAAGCGAUGACGUCAUACUUGCUGACAGUUGUGGCUUUUGUAAAGGUGUAUACGUUUCAAUUUAAUACUCACAAGAUUAAAGGCCUUACCCAACACUUGUUUGUCGACUGGAAAAGACUGGAAACUCCCAAAGAAUACGAGAUUAUGAAACUGUAUGCAAAGAACAGCAGACGAUUCUGUAUGGUAUAUGCCGUAUAUUACACAGUAGCGACAUUUACGUUUAUGUCAAUGACCUUUAUACCGUUCGUAUUCGACGUCGUAUGGCCCCUUAAUGAAUCCCGUCCCGUACUACCCCCGUAUCCGGGAUAUUAUUUCGUGGAUAAUCGGGAAUACUUUUUCAAAAUAUACUGCCAUUCCCUCAUCUCUUGGGAAAUCAUUAUGGUCGGGAUAGUCGCCCACGAUUGCAUGUUUGUAACUUACGUCGAACAUGUUUGCAGCAAAUUUGCCCUGGUCGGAUUCCAUUUCGAAAAUCUUUUUUGUAAUUGUGACGAAGAAAUAAAGAUUACAGAUAAUUCUGAUGAUACUUAUCGCAAAAGAAUCAAGUUAUUUGUACACGAACAUUGGGAGGCUUUAAAAUUUGCGGAAACUCUCGAGGAUACCUUUGUUGUACCUUUCGCCGUGCAAAUAUUGAUAGUGACUGUAGGGAUAAGUGUAACCUUACUGCAAAUUACGCAGCAGGAGGGCGAAGUUCUAGAAUCGAUCAGAUACGUGGUGUACGUCAUUGGACAACUGAUCCACUUAUUCUUUCUCAGUUUCGAAGGACAGAAACUAAUAGAUCACAGUCUUCAGACGGGCGAUAAGAUAUGCAAUAGCGCCUGGUACGAGGUGUCCGUGAGAUCGCAAAGGCUAAUCAUGCUGGUGAUGAUGAAGAGUACACGACCGAGUUUCUUGAGCGCCGGCAAAAUCUACGUUUUUUCUCUGGAGAGCUUCACCACGGUAAUGCGCGCGGAAUUAUUGCGUAAUUGUUAUAGAGCUUCUCGAAUGCGUGACACGACGUUCUUGUUUUCAAGGUUCUACAAACUUCGAUGUCGUACUUUACUGUUUUCGCAUCCGUUCAGUAACCCGAACUGUUUGUGCAUCAAGCGGAAUCAUUAUUACAAUAUUACAAAAAGGAUGUUAUCACUCGACGGCCUGUGGCCUUAUCAAAGUAGAGGAACGAGGUCCUUUCGAGUGAGCAUUUUCACUGUGAUCACUAUUUCGAUGAUAAUUCCUCAGGUAAUCCAAAUUAUUCGCUACGACGGAAACGCACGUAUUUUCCUGAUUAUACCGGCGGUACUACUAAUAGUUACGAUUCAGGCAAAACUAUACACGUGCCAGUUUAACACUAGCAAAAUCAAAAAUCUCAUUGAUCAUCUACGUGACAAUUGGGAGAAGCUGGAAGACGCGGAAGAAUAUGAGAUUAUAAAAACCUAUGUCGCACGUGCAAAACUGUUGUCUUUGAUAUAUUUCUUAUAUGUUUACGUGUCCACCUCUUUAUUUAUGUUAAUUACCAUCUCAUCUCAAAUAUUGAACAUUAUGUUACAUCUCAAUGAAACCCGACCAUUAAUGAUGCCUUUCGAUGCGUAUUACUUUGUGGACACUGAACAAUAUUAUUUCUACAUUAUCUUCCACAUUUGGGUAAGCAUAAUUAUAAUUUUAACAGGGGCAGCCGCACACGAUUGCAUGUAUUUGAUUUACAUCGAGCAUGUCUGCAGCCUCUUCACUUUAGCUGGGUUUUGUCUCAAGACUGUGUCACGUAAUGAUCGUAAUAAUGUUUCGAAUAAUAGUAAGAACGGCGAUAAGAUUUACAACCAAAAAACUGCGAUUUCCAUUCAUAUACACUGGCGAGCUAUAUGGUUCACGAACUAUUUUGAAGAUUUUUGCAUUUCUUUCAUCGUGAUUUCAACGAUAAUUACCAUAGCAAUAAGCAUUAUCCUCCUACAAUUUGAGGAAGUUCUACAAAAGGUAAAGUCAAUUGCAUUUAUCAUUGGUCAGUUGAUGCACUCGUUUUACUACAGUAUGCAAAGCCAGAAAUUGAUGAAUCACAGCAUUCAAUUGCGCGAAGAAAUAUACAACUCUUCCUGGUACAAAAUACUCGUGAAAUCGCAAAAAUUAUUUCUGUACAUGAUGCAGAGAAGUUUAGAACCUAAUUUUUUGAGCGCUGGCAGGAUUUUCGUCUUCUCUCUAAAGAGCUUCACCACCCUAGCCCAAAUUUUUCGCUGUAACGGAAACGGACGAUGUAUUUUCUUGAUUAUACCGGCGGUACUACUGAUGAUUACGAUUCUGGUAAAACUAUAUACCUGCCAGUUUAACAAUAGCAAAAUCAAAAAUCUCACUGAUCAUCUGGGUGAAGAUUGGGAGCAGCUGGAAGGCGUGGAAGAGUAUGAGAUUAUGAAAACCUAUGCCGCACGUGCAAGACUGUUGUCUUUAAUAUAUUCCUUAUAUCUUUACGUGUCCCUCUCUUUAUUCAUGUUAAUUACCAUCUCACCUCAAAUAUUGAACGUUGUGUUACCUGUCAUCAAUGAAUCUCGACCAUUAAUGAUGCCUUUCGACGCGUAUUACUUUGUGAAUACUGAACAAUAUUAUUUCUAUAUUAUUUUCCACAUUUGGGUAGGCGUAAUUAUAAUUUUAGUAGGGGCACUCGCACACGAUUGCCUGUUUUUUACUUAUGUCGAGCAUGUCUGCAGCCUCUUCGCUCUAGCUGGUUAUCUAAAUGUUCGCAGGUUUCGUCUCAAGACUGUGUCACGUAACAUUUGUAAUGAUGCUGCGAAUGGUAAGAACGGCGACAAGAUUUACAACCGAAAAAUUGCGAUCUCCAUUCAUAUACACUGGCGCGCUAUAUGGUUCGCGGAACAUCUUGAAGAAACCUUUUCAAUUUCUUUCGUCGUACAAAUGAUGAUAGUUGUCGUAGUAAUGAGCAUUACCUUGCUACAAAUUGCACUGCAGUUUGAGGAUGUUCUAGAAACGAUAAAGUCUAUUUCAUUUAUCGUUGGUCAGUUGAUGCACUUGUUUUGCUACAGUAUGCAAGGCCAGAAAUUGAUGGAUCACAGCAUUCAAUUGCGCGAAGAAAUAUACAACUCUUUCUGGUACGAAAUACCCGUGAAAUCGCAAAGAUUACUUUUGUACGUGAUGCAGAGGAGUCUGGAACCUAAUUUUUUGAGCGCUGGCAAGAUUUUCGUCUUCUCUCUAAAGAGCUUUACCACCGUAAGAAUUAUUCACAUUUAUGAUACUAUUACAAUGAUUUUCUUUGACGUUCUUUUUUUAUGGAUAUUCUUAUUUUAAAGGUUAUACAGUCUUCAAUGUCAUAUUUUACCGUACUUGCAUCCUUCCAGUGAUCAAUAGUCAAUAUAUAAUAUCGAUAGUAUCUCAAAGUAUGCACAGUUAUGUUAUAGUAAUAGAGAUUACGCAGUGGAAGUGCUUAUAUUUAACUUAUUAGUGGUUAACAAGUUACAUAAACUGUUAAAAUAUAUAUCGUUGUUAAAUGUAA
Molecule: messenger RNA, 4393 nt
Organism: Solenopsis invicta (red fire ant)
Lineage: Eukaryota; Metazoa; Arthropoda; Insecta; Hymenoptera; Formicidae
Exons: 23
Coding region: 742-4188 (1148 amino acids)
Biological process (GO): sensory perception of smell; detection of chemical stimulus involved in sensory perception of smell
Cellular component (GO): plasma membrane
Molecular function (GO): odorant binding; olfactory receptor activity
Source: RefSeq, a predicted model, not a curated record